Diabrotica balteata is the source of this 2514-nucleotide messenger RNA. Lineage: Eukaryota; Metazoa; Arthropoda; Insecta; Coleoptera; Chrysomelidae. The record is from the annotation of a GenBank genome assembly.
AUGAGACCGGUCUAUGGAGGAGCGUUUAGUUCACUGUCUUACGAAGAAGUAAAUGCGUUGAUAUGGUCAGAGCUAAGAAGAAACCCUCUAAGCGGUGGUCCGAGAGGGUGUACCAAUAAAUCAUUCCAUUGUAUUGCGACCUUUCCGACAAUUUUAGCUCAUUGUGGCGGACUAUUUAGUGGAGCUAUUAUGAACAGUGGUGUUUCUUUGUGCUUAUGGGCAUUAUCGAGAACGGCUAGUGAAUUGGCCCAUAACACUGGAAAGAUAUUGGGUGUAGGAUCUUCAAAUUCCAGCGAGUUAAUAGAAAAUUUAAAGAAAGUUGAUUACGUUAGGCUACAAACUGUUUCAUCUAUUUUAUCUGUGGUGGCAUUUAACAAUUUCCCGUUAAUUGGUAUCGCACUGGGACCAGUUAUAGAAGUUCCACAUAAAACAGCUUUCUUGACCGUUAAAAGUGAUAAAUCCUUAUUAUCGGGACAAUUUACUCGUGUUCCUAUAUUAGUGGGACAUACCUCAAAUGAACUCGGAAUUAUGGCGCCAGCAUUAUUUGCGGGUUCUAUACCAACAUUACAAACACAACCAAGAAAACUAGUACCAGCAGAUAUAAUUUCAAACAAAAAUUUAACAGAAGCGGGACUUAAAAUCAGAAAAGAAUUUUUUGGAAAUGCACCAAAUAUUACAAUGGACAGUCAUUUAGUACACUUUUUUAAUAUCGAUGAGUUUGUCCGACCGGUCCAUAGAUUUGUAUCUGAUGUUAAAAAAUAUGUCCUCAAUACGUAUUUGUAUCAAUUUAGCUACAAAGGAGAUAUUGAAAAGGCACUUGGAUAUAAUUUUAGUGGCAAGUAUUAUACUUUUUUUAAAUAUUUUAAAACUAUAAUACAAAAACCUAGAUGGAAAGAAUAUAGGCAAGAAUUAUUCGAAGAUUCAGCACGAAGUCUGACUGAAAUAAACAAUCCCUAUUCCCCAGAAAUAACAAGCGAAGAAGUAAUUAUGACCAUUAUGCUGAUUAAAUAUGGGAAAUCACCAGGACUUGAUGAGGUGCAUGGUGUAAUUUUAAAGCUUUUAGAGUCACACCAAAUCACAGCUCUUAAGAAGCUAUUGAACAACAUCUACGAGACUGGUUACUUACCAAGAGACUGGCUACUAUCAAUAUUCAUUACACUUCCUGAAAAAGCCAACGCUAUAAAAUGUGAAGAACAUAGAUUAAUUAGUUUAAUGAGCCAUGUACUUACAGCAAACAUACUUUACUUAAAACAUAGCAAAGAAAGGCUAUACAAACGUUUAUGUGAAAGUGUUGAUGAGACCGUUAAGUUAGUUAGCAGUACACUUGGUGUUGGGAAAUCUACGAUUUACAGAGUUAUUAAAGAAGAGAAAUACGGUAGUUUUCAAAUGCCACGUAAUGCUCCAGAAAAACCAAAAUUUCAAAUAGAAUAUCAUUUUAAAGAAGGACUUCGACGGAAAGUUCAUGAAUUCUUCUUUAGACAAGAAUUUCCAACAUUGGAUAAAGUUCUUGUCUCAGUUCGAGAUGAUAAGGAUUACCCAGAAAUGAGUCGAAGUACGUUAUGGAAACUUUUAAAAGAAAUAGGCUUCUGCUGGAAUAAGAAUCCCAGAAAGUCUAUUUUAUUAGAAAGAAGCGAUAUUCUCAUAUGGAGAAGACAUUUUCUAAGAACCAUAAAGGAAAUGAGAAACCAAAAAAGAAAAAUAUUUUAUCUUGAUGAAACAUGGAUCAACGAGGGUCAUACACCAAAUAAAUUUUGGCAGGAUGAAACUGAUACAAGUCAAAGGCACGCUUUUGUAAAUAACUUAUCUACUGGUUUAAACCCACCAUCAGGAAAGGGACGCAGGCUGAUAAUAGUACACAUUGGCAGUUCAGACGGUUUUGUUGAAGGUGGUUUAUUAACUUUUGAAUCAACUCGUACCGGUGAAUACCAUGAAGACAUAAACGCUGAUGUCUUUCAAGAAUGGUUCAAACAAAUGAUAGAUCUUCUUCCUAAGAACUGUGUAAUAGUAAUGGAUAAUGCAAGUUAUCACUCCAGACUUAUAGAAGGACUGCCCACAACCAAGUGGUUAAAAAAAGACUUGCAGAAUUGGCUGAGUUCAAAAAAUAUUACGUACUAUCCCGGAUCUAUAAGAAAGGAACUUUAUUCGUUGUGUGCCCUUCAUAAAGAAAAAUUUAAAAAAUACGAAAUUGAUGAAAUUGCCAAAAAUCGUGGAAUGACAGUACUUAGAUCCCCACCAUAUCAUUGUGAAUUAAACCCGAUUGAACUGGUAUGGGCACAGAUAACGAGUGAAGUUUCAAGAAAACAUACCACUUUUAAAAUUCAUUAUGUUAAACAGUUGUUUUUGGAGGCCGUAAAUAAUGUAAAACCUGAAAACUGGGAAAAGGCAGUAAAUCACAUUAUUAAAGAAGAGGAAAAAAUGUGGAAGCUGGACAAUAUUACUGAUAAAAUGAUCGAGCCAGUUAUUAUAAAUCUUGGUUCUGAAGGUUCAUCUUCUGAAUCUGAUUUGGAUUUGUAA